AUGUCCACGAAAGCUUCACCCGCCUCGGAGAAUGGGACGCUGAGGCCAGUCGCCGUCGGUCGUACUGUUCAAAAGACAAGCCCGCGUGUUCCAGAUGUCGUGACAGCGGGUUGGUCUGUACAUAUGAGGGAGCUCGAAAGAUAUUGGUCAAUGAAGCAGCGCAAGGCGAAAGCCCUUGACAGUCAGUACUUGCCAUCAGUCAGCCAUGCUUUCAAACAACCAGCUAAAAACAAAAAUCAAGAAUAUACCGGACACCAAGCAACCACAAGUGCCAACCUAGAACCUGGCAAUAACAGUUUAGAUGGGGAUGACGAUGACGACUUCGAAGAUGCCGAGCCAUUGUUCGAAUCUUUUACUCACCUUCGCCUCAACCGCCCCUCAACGAGCUUCCAGGGACCAGCAUCUUCUGACGCCUUUCUUCGCAAUGUGGGCAAAUUCACUGGUCUCGGCGACGAGCACGACGGCUUGGACAUCGAUCCCAGCCUUUGUGAGCCGGUGACACUGCCCUCCAAGAAGCGAGCUUUCAGCCCGCACAUACGCCUACCUCCUAUGCACGUCGCGCGGCGCCUUUUUGCUGCUCAGUAUAGCUUUAUUGGGCCCAUCUUUGCCUUUACCGAGUCUAAACAAGAAUUCAAUGAAUUUCUGCUCAAGGCAUACAGUGGUCUGCCAGAUCCAGCUGAUCGGGAGGGCUGCCUGAAGUAUGCAAAACUUCUUCUCAUACUCGCAUUCGGCCAGAUGUACUCUGUAAACCAGUGGGUCGACUUCCGAGGACCGCCUGGAUUCGCGUACUUUUCGGAGUCGUUGAGUCUUUUGCCCGAGACGCACGAGGACGGGUCCUUGCUCUGUGUUGAGACACUGGCCUUGGCAGGGUACUUUCUCCAAAAUAUGAACAAGAGAGAUGCCGCGUUUCAGUUCAUCGGGCGCGCUCUCAGAAUGGCCAUUUCUCUGGGGCUCCAUCAUGAGGUUCAAACCAUUUCCAACACUGCGAGCCGACCUCUGCAGCUGGAAUUGAUGGAUGACGCCGCACAGGAGCAUAGACGAAGAGCAUGGUGGUCAGUCUAUAGCCUAGAUCGAAUCUUGUCCGUGAAAUCGGGCAACCCAAUCACAAUACAGGACGAGGACAUUGGCGUCCGGCUGCCCUCGCGACUGCCCUCGGAGCCAGAAUAUUGCCCUGCCAUCGUGCUGAGACAAUACACCAAAUUGUCCACGAUCCUCGGCGAAAUACACAAGAAGAUAUACCACAAAACAAAUAGGGCCGAAACAAAGUCGGGCAAGACUCUCAUGGCUUCGGUCCAGAGGAUUUUGAUUAAUCUGUCCAACUGGGAAAGCGAGCUCCCCUCUGGCUUGCGUUUUGAUCCUGAUCGAUUGAGCAUUGGACGAGAAAGUGUGAGCACAUUAGCACACUACUAUCAGUGCAUCAACAUGACCAUCCGCCCGCUGCUUUUCCAUGUUGUCAAGGAGAGACUGGCCCUCAUUCGAAAAAGACCCGAGGCUCGAAUCAAAGAAACGGACUGGAAGACGGGAUUCUCGCAGACAACGGUCAAGGUGAUUGAGAUGUGUAUUGGCGCCGCGCUUGACAGCAUCAACAUCAUGAUAAUUGCGUCAACGAAGGAUCUUGUCGCCACGUAUGGUUACAUGGACGGCGAGCACAUAUUCUCCGCCACGAUAGUCCUUGUCAUGGUGUGCGCCGCCUUCCCAACAAAUGCGGCCAACAUGUCCGCCAUGAACACCGGGCUCGGACUCCUCCGCACCAUGUCCGAACGGGGCAACACGCACAUGGGCGCUCGCUACGAGGUUCUACUACGCCUCCUCGCCGCGGUCAUGCCCGACGACUAUUCGGUAACCGUCAGCGCUGCGACCCCUCCGCCACACUUAGCGCUCUUCCUCGCGCCGCCCGCCGAUCCGUCGGCGUUCCUGGCCGCCGCGGCGUCGCUGGGCGGGGCCGGAAGCGCGGACGCCAACACGUACCCGCCUCGGUUCCCCGCCAUGGACAUCCAGACGCUGUCGGAGCCCUUUUACGACGAGGGCGGCGCGGCGCGGAUGGAUUUUGGGCUGUGGGAGGAAGGCUUUGCGUAUCCAACUAUGGACUUGGAUCUGGACUUAGCCGGGCAGCAGCCGUGUACGGAUCUGACGAGCGACGGUGGCUUCGGGCACUAG
Molecule: messenger RNA, 2157 nt
Organism: Cordyceps militaris CM01
Lineage: Eukaryota; Fungi; Ascomycota; Sordariomycetes; Hypocreales; Cordycipitaceae
Product: C6 transcription factor
Exons: 5
Coding region: 1-2157 (718 amino acids)
Biological process (GO): DNA-templated transcription
Molecular function (GO): zinc ion binding; DNA binding
Source: RefSeq, a predicted model, not a curated record